This is a messenger RNA of Rhipicephalus sanguineus (brown dog tick), 1520 nucleotides long. RefSeq names its product troponin I. Lineage: Eukaryota; Metazoa; Arthropoda; Arachnida; Ixodida; Ixodidae. The record is from RefSeq and is a predicted model, not a curated record. The transcript has 5 exons. Bases 182 to 1252 code for a protein of 356 amino acids.
AGCGGCUUUUAGCGCUGUCAGAUGCGAUGUCUAGCUGCUGUCAAGUUCGCUGAGUGCGUGCGGCGCCCGGGCGUCGACGGUGCCGCGUUUUCAUGGCGCUAAGCGCCGUCAAGCGUCACGCGAUGUGAGUAGCGCGCCGAGCCUCGAGAGCAGACUGAAUUGACUCUGUUUCGGUGUUCUUAUGGCGCCUCCUCGCAAGGUACGAACCGCAGCUGAAGAAGCGGAUCGUCGAGCUGCCCGCGCGGCUGCAGCCAGGCAACGUCGGGCACAGCAGAGCGCUGUGCAGAGAGAAGCCCAGACCGCAGCUCGCCGUCGACGCCGGGAGGACAGUUGGGUUCGUUUUCGGGAAAACUAUGCCAAAAGACUUCGCCGCGAAGAUCCUCAGGUGCGUGAUGCCGAAAAUGCGGCGCGGCAGCUUCGCCGCACAGAUCCUCAGGUGCGUGCUGCCGAAAACGAAGCUCGACAGCUACGCCGUGCGGACCCUUCGGUACGUGAAGCUGAGAAUGAGAACCGAGAACUUCGCCGUGCAGACCCUCGAAUGCGCGCAGCUGAGAAUGAGGCCCGACGACUUCGCCGUGCGGACCCUCGGGUGCGCGCAGCGGAGAAUGAGGCCCGAGAACUUCGCCGUGCGGACCCUUGGGUGCGUGCAGCCGAAAACGCGGCUCGACAGCUUCGUCGCGUGGAAUCCGAGGCCAGCGAGCACCGACUCGGCGACUCUCAGCCAUCACCGGUGGUGAAUCUGACCGACAUACUCAGCUUGCGAUUGUUUGAGUUGAUAUCCUCGGCUGGGCUUGUUCACCACGUGGCAGCUGCAUCAUCGGUGCCUGUCAGCGACGUGGCCGGGCAGCUUGACCCUGGCAGCUUCACCGAGCAUGAGGGCAAUGCCGUGGUUUCCGUUUCAGCCCCCUCCACCAACCACAAGGAAGAGCAGUGUGAACAAAACACCUCCCUCGCCGGCUGUCAGACAAGGACUGGACGUGAGUACCACAGAAAAUUGAUGUGGAAUAGCAGUGCCCAAGGCGCUGUAAUUGCCCGCAACACCAUCACCAUGCAGACAAAACCACAGUGCAAGAAGAGCGUCUACAGAAUACCUGUUGCGAGCCGUCCACUGGAGACGGGGAGUCGACAUGUCAGGACAGCCACGGAAAGCACCCAGACUGCCACGAAGAUGACACAUAGCAUGAUUACGCAGACAAAACCAAAGAAAUUAAGGAGCCGAGGUACAAACACGAGUUCUAGGAAGCUGUCUUGAGGAGGCAAGUAAAAAUAAAAAAGCAGAAAGGAAUUGUCCACCUGAUCAUGAGGUGAUGAGACCUCGUAUCGACCAGUUUGAAGCAAGCCACCAUCAAGCAGGCACCUGUUCAUGUGGGUGACAUUUUUCCUAGCGACAACUACCUACGUGGCGCAAGCUGUCAUCUGGUGACACCCAACACUGCCAUCAAGAAGUUUGUGCACGGAGAGUGCAUGAGAGGGAGCUUCAACCAUACGAUCUUUGCAAAUGCAAUAAAGGAGUAUUGAAC